GUGUCCUCCUCUGUUCCUAUUGGCUGUCACUGUCCUGUCGAGUGAAUGGGGGAGAGGGACAGGCACAAAGGACAGUGAUUGCUCCCUGCUCUUCUCCCUCCGUGGGGAUUCUCCAUGUCACUCUGCUCCAUAGGAACUUCCUUUGUUUGUUCCAUUCCUGAGGAACUUUCCAUGUGGAUCUUUCUCUGUCCCUGGAAAUAACCAGCUCAGCAAAGAGGUCGGGUUACUGGGGCCUCCCACCAGCCUACAGGAGGGGCCCAAAUUGCUGCUAAACUGGUCGGCCGGAAGGAGAAGCAGAAGAAAAUGGAAGCCGGGGAGCCCCAGGACUUUAUCUCUUCAUUCCCCGAUGAGUUGGCAUUGCGCAUCCUCUCGUACCUUGAUGCCAAGGAUAUCCUGCAGGUGGCGCAGACUUGCCAGCGCUGGAGAGAGUUGGCUGAGGAUGAAGGCCUGUGGCAGGGAAAGUGCAAAGUGGAUCGGAUUGACGUGGCGAGAAGCAGAGAUCCGGGUUCGCCGGCCGGCCCAUGGAAAAGCGCCUACAUCCGUCAGCACCAGAUCAACACCAACUGGCGCCGGGGGAGAUUCCGAUCCAUAAACUUACGCCUGCGGCACGACGACGAGGUCAUUACCUGCUUGGAGUUUGAUGGGAGCCGAAUACUCAGCAGCGACAGUUGGAAGACAAUCAAGGUCUGGUCGGCGGUUACGGGCGAAUGUCUGAGGACGCUCGUCGGUCACGCGGAUAUUAUAUUUACGAUGCAAAUGAGCUCGGAGAUUAUAAUUAGCGGAUCUCUGGAUCAGACCUUGAAAGUGUGGGAUGCAGAGACCGGGGAUUGUAUUCACACGUUACGCGGCCAUAGCGCCGGCGUGGAGUGCGUGCAUCUCUGCGGGAAAAGGGCCGUCAGUGGCUCCCAAGACAGAACCAUCAGAGUCUGGGACAUCGAGACCGGCCGCUGCCUUCACCUCCUCACCGGGCACCGAGACUUCAUCAAAUGUGUUCGGUAUCACGGGCAAAGGGUGGUGAGCUUUGCGUACGAUUCCACCGUGAAAAUAUGGGACCCCGAGAGUGAGAGCUGCGUGCGCACCCUGCAAGGCCGCGCCGACAAGACCUCCAGUUUAGAGACCGACGGGGUCCACGUGGUCACCGUGUCCGACAGAACCACCAUAAGAGUCUGGGACGAGGCGACGGGGCGAUGUAUCCAAACACUGACCGGAUACCCGUUCGCCAUUAGUGCGGUGGCGCUGGCGGGCAAUAUCCUCGUGUCCGGAAACGCCGAUUGCACCGCUAACGUGUGGGACAUAAAAACGGGGAGGUGCUUGCACACACUGCGCGGCCCCGCCCACAUGAGAAGCCGAAUGGAAAGCGUUCAGCUGAGGAGGGACUGCGUCGUAGCCAGCGCCGAAGACGGAACCGUCACCCUGUGGGACUGGAAAAGUGGGGCCUUCUUGCAGAACCUGGCGCUGUCGCACACCAAGGGGCCCUGUUCCAUCCAGUUCCAAGUCUCCAACACAAAACUCGUCUGCGCCGUCUCGAAAAGAUCCAGAGUCGCGUUCGAGCCAACAAAGGUGGUGGUUCUGGACUUUGGUGCCGACGAGAAGCAACAAUCGGAGAGACAGAACUGCCCACAUUUCCAGGCCGGAUGAUCCUCCUUGAUUUAUUGCCCCGGUGCUAAACAGUACGGGGAAUAGGGACUUGUUUAUUAAAGGAUAAGUCAACCCAAUAAAAGAGAACAUAAUGCUAAGCAACUUUGCAAUAUACUUUUAUUACAAAUUUA
Xenopus tropicalis (tropical clawed frog) is the source of this 1769-nucleotide messenger RNA. Its product is annotated as F-box/WD repeat-containing protein 7-like. The coding region runs from base 304 to 1638 and encodes 444 amino acids. NCBI's taxonomy places the organism in Eukaryota, Metazoa, Chordata, Amphibia, Anura, Pipidae. The record is from RefSeq and is a predicted model, not a curated record. The transcript has a single exon.